GAAUGAUUGUAAUUCCUUUUAUAAAAGCUGUAAAGUCUACCAAUGUGGUUGCUCAAGAUGAGGUUCAUAUUACUCACGAGGAUGCAGCAGCCAAUCUGGCCCAAGAUGAUGAGAUUAUUGCUCAAGAUGAGUCGAAAAUCAACGUUGCUGGGUUGAAUGUCAAUCUUACAAAAUCGAGCAAAAAGUUGAUAAAAGAGAUACAUGAUGUGCAUGGAAUCCAAACAAUGAAAUCGAAGGAAUUUUGGUCGCCAUUGUCCAUUGAAGCACCCUUUCGGCUUCUUUCAAAUAUCGAAAUACCACAUAAUGGAAAUCAGAAUGGUGGAACAUCUCGUGGUACGAUAACAGUGAUUUGUCUGAAGGAUGAUGUUUACUCCGCCUUGACAUGCGCACAUGUUGCUUGUGCCACUGACCACCAGCAAACAUUUCUUGACGGAGAGCGAGUGCUAUCAAUCAGCAAAGCUGUAGAAACCUUGAAUAAACACGAUGAAAACAAGUAUAUGUACACUCCGUCUAAGAGUGACUGUAAAGCAGAAAUUGGAUCUUCUCAUCGGCACACCUUUGCUCAGUUUGAUAGUGAAACAGACAUCAUGUCUAUCAUAAUUGGCAAGCAAGAAGAUUUCAAGAAACUUAUUGGUGAUGAAAUGGAAGAUGUUGUAUUGAACUUGGAUGAUGCAAAUUUAGAACUUCAACGCAGGGUUGAGGACAACAAGGAGGCUGUUAAAGUCCGCACAGCCACUGGUGUUGAGGGCUUCAUCAGUGAAUUGAAUUAUGAGUAUUGGUGUAAAAAUUCCCCACGUCGCAUUUUCCAGAAUGCUAUCAAGAUAAAAAGUUGUCAAACAUUUCUUGAUUCCGGUGAUUCUGGUACUCUUGUUUGGUUUUUGGAUGAAAAAGAAAAUUGGCAACCGUUUGCGUAUGGAGUUUGCGAAGUAUGUGAUGAUGGUGACAGCGGUUCAGAAAAAAGUUACAUCUGUCUGAAGUUGAACCACUGCUUAAAAGCUCUUGGUCUUCAGAAUGGUCGAUUUUUUAUACUUCGAGACAAUGGUCUUAGUGUAUCCAACAGUGCUAAAACCGACGAUGAUGAAGGAGGUGCAGCUAACAAAAAAGACUCUAAAGUGACAAUGAAAUAUCGAUGCAUUAAUUAUAAACGUCGACAAGAACCAGAUUCGAUUUCCCGUGUUCAUCAACAGCCACCGUCAGAAAAAGUAAAAAACAUGAAACUCUCGUCAAAUGUUAAUGGAAAGAAUCCAGUCACAUCAACUGGUGCUCGGUUGACAUCGGAAAUUACAGGAUAUGUAGGUACCGAUCACUUUCAAUUCUUCAAAAAAAAUUUUCUCACCGACGAUUUCAAAAUGAGCAGUGACGUGUAUAAGAAAUUGAAAAGCUUUGAUUGGUUUUGUGGACAAUGUGGAACAGCGGGUCCAACUGACCAGAUGCCAUAUCUUCACUUGUACAUUGUCGUUGAUUACGCUAACGGAAUAACUGAUCAUAAUAUGAAACAAGAAAUCAACGAGAAACUUGGUUGGCAUGCUUCAAAGUACAUCGAAUUCCGACCAAACGACCCGUUAAAGGUGUGGAAGGUUCGACCUCUAUCCAACAAGAGACUCGAAGUGGAACGCGAUGAUAUUCCUGACGUGCGAUCCAGUGGCACGUUGACAAUGUUCCGCAUGAAAGAUGGAAAACAAUACGCGUUGAGCUGUUUCCACGUUGGUUAUGAAAUUGGCCGGAUACGGAACGAUGACGUUAACCCGUUUUUGGCAAUUCAAGAUGAAAUUAAAAUAAACAGAAAUGCUACUCAGCGAUUUAUGGAAGAAAAUAAGUAUUUCCUCUCAGAUGAUGACGGAGUGGUUGGUAAUUUUUCCCAUUUUGAUUUUGGAUAUGAAACUGAUAUCAUGGCCAUCAAAGUUGAUGAAGUUAAAAUGGAAAAGACUUCAGAUGAAAUGGAGAACUAUUCUCAUGACGUGUUUUCGAGGCUUUAUCUUAGACAGCAUCGUGGUGAAAAAAGCAUUGUUCAAAAAGCUCAAGAAAUUUUUGGAAACAUUGAGGAUCUAAUGUUUAAUUUUGAUGACGACGACGGAAGACCCGUAUUUUGUAACGCAGUGUUGGUAAAAAGUGAUGUUGAGUUUCUAAUGGACGGAGAUUCGGGAUCUCUUGUGUAUUUUUGUGAUGAUGAAGACAACCAAAAACGACCUUUUGCAUAUGUUGUUGCUGAAUUGAGCGGGAAAGACCAAAACGGAAAAGUGGAGACGUUCUACAUUUGCUUGAGAUUAAAAGAUGCUUUGGAAGCAUUGAAACUUAUGGACAGUGAAGUCAUCAUUGGUGUUUUGCCUUCCACAUCAAAACCUGAUGCAGAUGAUAAUUUGGAUGAACACUUUUGGAUGAACACAAGCUUUUCAGAAGAAGAGGGAAAACAACGUUUGGAAGUUCAAGAAUUGUUGCGUCAACCAUGGAAAUGUUUUGAUAAAUCAAUAAUGCAUCAGAAAAAGUUUAAAAGGAUGGAAGAAUAUGGACGCGAACAUCCAGAAAAAGUUACAUUGCUCAGUGAAUUGCGUGUAAUUUUCAAGGAGGAGUUUUUGCUUGGCAAAGGAAGUGAUGGAACCCGUGUUUACCUUGCCCUAGGAAACAAUGGUUACGGAAAAGCAGUAAAGCGAAUACACAAAGAUAGCGGCAAAGACUUAGCUAAUCGAGAAAAAGAAAUUUUGAAUGAGUUUAAUGCAAAGCGAUCAAAUUAUGUUGUGAAUAUUUGGCAUUUAGAAGAGAACCUUGACGAAGAGUAUUUCUACAUGGUAUUGGAUUUGUGUGAAGAAUCGUUAGAGAAUUAUGUGGAAUCUUCUUCUUUGCAAGAUCUUGAAAAAGUCGUUCCUAAAGUUCUUAUUCAGAUCUUAAAUGGUCUGGUUCACCUUCACAGUGGUCCGUGUCCUAUUCUUCAUCGGGAUUUAAGACCAUCAAACGUUCUUCGAGAUGUGGAUGGAAAUUUUUUAAUCGCUGACUUUGGUAUAAGUCGAAAAAUAUUAAAUGAAACUUCGACACAUCGAAGCAUACAAAGAGGAGCUAAAGGUUGGAUAGCUCCAGAGUCAUAUAACGCAUCAGAUGAUACAAUUAAUAAAGUUCGUUACAAAAAAGAGUCUGACAUUAUGAAUGCAGGAAUGGUGGCUUAUUAUGUUGCAACAAAGGGAAAACAUCCUUUUGGACAUGAACGGCAUAGACUGGACAACAAUUUGGAUGGAAACCCAGUUGGAUUGGGGGAAAUCAAGAAUGCCACGUUCAAAGACCUUUUAUCGUGGAUGCUACAGUUAAAACCUGAAGACAGGCCAUCUGCCAAUGAGGCGUUAAAACACCCUUAUCUACAAUCAGACGAAGAGAAAUUUAACAUGCUGUGUGAUAUGGGGAACCAACUGGAGGUGAAACAUUCACAAGGUCAAAAUUCUCCCACUUCAGACGUUCAUAAGCAGUUGCAUGGUUCCACGGAAUGGAUGAAGCGUAUCGAUGAUGAGGUCGUCAAAGAUUUGAUCAACUUUGAAGUAAACGACAGUAUAAGAACUCUAAAGUACGAGUCUACAUGGGCAGGAUGCUUAAGAUUUAUACGAAAUGUUGACCAACAUUGGCAAAAUAAACCUCCUCCUUAUCUAUCACAAUAUGUAAAGCAAGGCAAUUAUAAAAAGUAUUUCCUGCAACGUUUUCCUGAACUUCCUCUUCUGGUGCACAAAGUCAUUAGGUCUACUCACAGGAAAACUAAACCUGAUCGCAAGAAUAAUUAAGAACAUCGUGCAUUUGUUCAUGAUUUGUUUACACUAUCUUCUCAUAAGUUUUAUUGCCUCGCUUUUAAAUUUAAUGACUUUUCAUUUAAACAUUUUCUUACUCGAUACUGGUGUCUUAUAAUUAAUUAUGUAAUAUAUACUGUGAAAAAUUUUAAUCUCCGCAAAUGGAUAUGAUUACUUAAAAUAUUUAUAAUGGGACUGAAAAUAUUACUAAUUCGAAUGUAUCCCUCGCAAAACAUGGCAUUCGUCUUGUUAAAUGAAUUAAAAUUGUAUGUUCGUCAUUCGUAUUUUGUUAAAUAUAUGCAUGGUUGCGACUCAAAAUUAUUUAGAUUUUUGAGCGUUGGAGAUUCUCAUCGCAGAAUACAGAGAGGAGUUAAGAAUUGGAUAACUCCAGUCAUAUGAUCUAUCCAAUCAUCCAUGUAUCUUGCUACAAGAAACAGUCUGAUGUUAUGAUAAGUGUUCGUUGUGGACAUUUAAAUGUAGUUGAAUUUUGCAAAUAGCAAAUAAAAUCAAUUUUUGACGUUUCAGUAUCCACCGCCACUAA
Messenger RNA from Xenia sp. Carnegie-2017, 4299 nucleotides. RefSeq lists its product as uncharacterized. The transcript is spliced from 11 exons. Gene Ontology annotation, molecular function: RNA endonuclease activity; ATP binding; protein tyrosine kinase activity. Lineage: Eukaryota; Metazoa; Cnidaria; Anthozoa; Malacalcyonacea; Xeniidae. The coding region runs from base 3 to 3755 and encodes 1250 amino acids. The record is from RefSeq and is a predicted model, not a curated record. Gene Ontology annotation, cellular component: IRE1-TRAF2-ASK1 complex. Gene Ontology annotation, biological process: protein phosphorylation; mRNA processing; intrinsic apoptotic signaling pathway in response to endoplasmic reticulum stress.